Lasiodiplodia theobromae is the source of this 417-nucleotide messenger RNA. RefSeq lists its product as uncharacterized. The coding region runs from base 1 to 417 and encodes 138 amino acids. NCBI's taxonomy places the organism in Eukaryota, Fungi, Ascomycota, Dothideomycetes, Botryosphaeriales, Botryosphaeriaceae. The transcript is spliced from 2 exons. The record is from RefSeq and is a predicted model, not a curated record.
AUGGCUGCCAAUCUCCGCGUUCUGAUGGGCGUCCUCGCCCUGAUCUACCUCGGCGGCAGCCUUCUUCCCUACCUGCCCCCCUCAGUCGCUCACGUCGUCGCCAUCUGCCUCGACUUGGCCAUCCUCUGCCUGGACUUCAUCUUCUGGCGCGCCGUCUUCUACCUCUGGCGCUCACUUCUCCCUGACGAUCCGAGUCCCCUCCCGCAGGUGCACCGGGCGGUAUUCCUCGUCUGGCGCCGUCGGCGUGCUCCAGCAGCUGUCCGCAAUUCGUGCAUCGCAUCCAUCCUGAACAACGCCGAGGCCGCACCUGACUUCAGGUGCGCCAUCUGCCUGGCUGACCGCCCCGCAGAGUUCGAGGCGGAACGGCCUCCUGUCGUCAUGCUCGUUUGCGGCCAUUACUUUUGCCGGGUGUGGUGA